CGCAACGAGAACAAACAUCGACGUGGAGUGUCUGAGACAGAACACACCUUUCUCUUGCACGACUCUCGCGACCGGAAUAGUGCUGCACUGAAGAGAUACUCGCUCCGGCGCAUUUGAAAGGCCAAGCUCGGGCAUGACGUAGCUGCCAAAGCUGUUCGCAUCGGCCCAACACCCGAACCUUCUUUUCACGCAGUGCACCUCCGCCCGCGCCCAGAACACGCAAGCAGGCGCGCCAACUGUCAUCGACGUCACCUUACCGUCUGCGCUCACGCUGCCCGCCGAUCCGGGUGACUUCUGCCUUCGCUUCCCUCUGACACCUACAUAACCCUUCUCUCCCUCUACCCAUCCACCCUCAGCUUCCGACACAUCCCGCCCCGCCCAUCCUCCGCCCUCCUCCGUGCAAGGUCAAGACGACCUACACCCGUCAGCACUACCACCCACAAUGGCAGCCCUAAGAGCCGGCCUCUCCAUCACCUCCAUCAUCCUCCUCGCCGGCGGCAUCGUCCUCCAGUUCUUCGUCAUCCUCUCCGGCGUCGUCAACAACUCCGCUCCGGUCAAUCUAGUCUACUUCCUGCAAGCCUCCACCGCCGGCAUCACCAGCUCCACCGUCUCCCGCAUCCCCGCCAACGCGCGCUGGACCUUCUUCGCCCUCUGCGGCGAAGCCAAUGGCCACAAUGCCAACUGCCACCAAGUCCAUCCCGCCUUCCCCUUCAAUCCCCCCGGCAGAGAGAACUUUGGCACCAUCCGCGGCAUCCCAUCCCAGUUCAUCGGCACCGAUAGGUACUACUACCUGAGCCGCUUCGCCUUUGCCUUCUUCCUCAUCGCCCUCUUCUUCGCCGUCGUCUCCUUCUUCCUCUCCGCCUUUGCCCUCUGCGCGCGUCUCGGCGCCUACCUCACCGGCCUCACCACCAUGCUAGCCCUCUUCUUCCAGAUUGUCGCCGCAUCCCUGAUCACUGCCUGGUCCGUCCUCGGCCGCGACGCCUUUAGGAAAAACGGACAGUCGGCCAAGCUCGGCGCGUACGGCUACGGCUUCACCUGGGCCGCGGCGGCAUGCUUCCUCCUCUCCACCAUCCUCUUCUGCGUCGGCGGCCGCGCCGACAAGAGCUCCGGCGGCGGCGGCGGCCGCAGCGGCGGAUACUUUGGCCGCAAGCGGAGUACGCGCAGCCGCGGCAGCUUCGUGGACAGCGAGAGUGGGAGGCGGGUGAAGGAUGAGUACGAGUAAUGGUGACGAGGAAGAAUUAUAAUAUCUAUCCUGGCAUUUCUUUCUUUCUCCGACGCACAGAGAAUAUAUCGUCCAGCGUCGUCGCGCGAAAUACCAAGCUUGGAUGGGGCUGGCUGGGGCGUUUUGGGCCCGCGGGGCAGCAAAUACCGAUUUUUAACUUGUAAUGUAUUUCGAAAUGUAAUCACAUACAUACUGAAAUGAUACCAAUGACACA
Molecule: messenger RNA, 1436 nt
Organism: Neohortaea acidophila
Lineage: Eukaryota; Fungi; Ascomycota; Dothideomycetes; Mycosphaerellales; Teratosphaeriaceae
Product: SUR7/PalI family-domain-containing protein
Exons: 3
Coding region: 443-1222 (259 amino acids)
Biological process (GO): endocytosis; cortical actin cytoskeleton organization; fungal-type cell wall organization
Cellular component (GO): plasma membrane; cell cortex; membrane raft
Source: RefSeq, a predicted model, not a curated record